Messenger RNA from Neoarthrinium moseri, 1443 nucleotides. RefSeq lists its product as uncharacterized. Lineage: Eukaryota; Fungi; Ascomycota; Sordariomycetes; Amphisphaeriales; Apiosporaceae. Bases 1 to 1443 code for a protein of 480 amino acids. The record is from RefSeq and is a predicted model, not a curated record. The transcript has 2 exons.
AUGCGAACCAAUGCUUCGACAAUAGGGCUGGCAGCCUGCCUCGCAGGUUUGACAUUGGCAGCAGAUUUCAGCUCAACGUCAACGUCACCACCAAUUGAGAAGAAUGCUGUGAUUAUAUUUGGAACCGAUACAUGGGCGUUGCCGCCAACAGUCGGGGAUUCCAAUAAGCUGCUCACGAUAGAUGCUACAACCGUUGUGCUUCGCACGCUAUAUUUGAAACGGCAAUCAGGCGACAUAGUAGGCUCAGCGGUAUCUACAUCGGUGCCUGUGGUGACGACUACUAUGACGGGAUUGAUUCAGACGGGAGCCGCAAGCCCAAUAAAUCCACACAGAGAGACUCGCGGGAGAGGUCCCAUUCACUGGGACGAUGCAGUGAUUGCAUUGCUCCCUCGGGAUGUCAUCAACUCUGAUGAUUCGGAGGCUUCAUUUAUUAAUCUCCCAGCCGACCUCCCUUCGGAAAAUAAAAAUGGCAAUACUGGCUCAGUCACGAUCCUCAGUGAAUUCAACAGCUAUCAGUACGAAAAGCAUAAUCUGUAUAAUGUACCGCUAUACAUACAGGUCGACUGGUACGACAGCGCUAAGAACCUAGACGGUAGCAGCUUCAGCCCGCUCUUUGCCGUGAUGAACGCCAGCGUAUCGGUCCUGACCAACGAAACGAGAGAAGCGCUGAGCCAAACAAACCAGGUGCAGCCUUUCCACGCGGAGUGCUCGGGUCCUGUUGGUUCCUCGUGCAGCACCUCCCCGACCAGCAGUAGCACGCCAGCCUCCUUUUCUACUGCGCCAGCAAGUACGGGAUCCUCCGCGGCCGAGAAUCCGCAAGGGAGUAGCAACAGCAGCAGUGAGAGCCCCAACGGGCUCUCGACCGGCGCCAUCGCCGGAAUCGCCGUGGGUGCCGGCGUCGUGGGUCUCGCCCUGAUCGGCGCCGCCAUCUGGUUCCUGUGCUUCCGGCGCCGGCGGUCCCAGCGCAGCGGGCUCGUCCAACACAACAACGGCUACAGCUCGGACGGCGCCGGCAUCAUGGCCGACAAGGAGCUGCCGCACGUGACGGAUAGCCCGCACAGCGCCUACGCGCCCGACCGCGGGGCCCUGCACGACCAGGGCCCGCGCCAGCACCACCACCAGCCGGUGGCGGCGGCGGCGGAAGCAGCCACGGCGCGCGGCGCGAUGCCGCUCAUGGGGUCCCACGGGGGCUCGCUCGACGAGUCCGAGAGGCACUCGUUCGCGCCGUAUAGCGAUCGGGCGCCCAGCGGCCUGGCCAACAACCAGAGCCAAAGCAGCUUGCCGACGGGAGGGGCCCGGAGCCCGACGCCGCCCAUCACGAGCCGGUACGCGCACCUGGUGGAGGAAGGUAUGACGGACGACGAGAUCCGGAGGCUCGAGGAGGAGGAGCGGGCGCUAGACGUGGCCAUUGAGGACGCAGGGAGGGCAAGCCGUACUGCGUAG